This is a messenger RNA of Aureobasidium uvarum, 1151 nucleotides long. NCBI's taxonomy places the organism in Eukaryota, Fungi, Ascomycota, Dothideomycetes, Dothideales, Saccotheciaceae. The record is from the annotation of a GenBank genome assembly.
CCAUGGCUCUCCAAGCACUUCGCGAUGAACUGGUUUACUACUAUGGAUACUCUCAAGGUCGUGGCUUCUCAGUUGGUGACCUCUUCUCGAGAACCUCCGCCAAGGUCCUUUCCCAAGUGUCAUCCCUUAUGACUAUACCACUUCCCUUGCUCUCUUUCCUUGCUGUACCCUUCUUCGGCUCCUCGUCGACCACUAUCAGCCUUGCCUUCUUCCUCCUGACCUGGGUGACCCUGGUUUCUACACACAACCCCUUGUAUCUGGAGCUUGUCGGCACCCUUGCAAUCAGAAUUAUCUUCUUCGUACUCCCUAGCUUGGCUGUCUUGGGCUUCGACUCUCUCAUACCCAGCCUCUCCGCCAGUAUCAAGUCUCGUGGUGCUGCUCAGCUGCCAACCCAACUCAGCUCGCGAAGAUUGAGAAAUGUGAUAUUUGUAUCUGUCUUCAAUGUCGCCUUGACAGUUUUGAUCCAGGGGCUAUGCGAGUUUGUGCUUACUGAAGUUCUCAACACUCGAUCUGCUAUUCGUGUGAGCAAGAUUCCGCCUGCCCCCUGGCCGACUAUGGUCAAGGAAGUGCUGUACGGACUCGGGUGUCGUGGAAUUUUGCAUUACUUCAUACAUCGCGAUGUCCUGCAUGCUUCUCCGAAAGACUCCGUUCUGGCUCGCUGGCAUGCCGACUGGGCACACAGCCUGAGACACCCCUUCUCUCUCGCAUCUGCUUACGAUCAUCCUGUUUGCCAUCUACUCACCGAUUGGGCACCAUUAUAUCUUACGACGCUCUUCUUCCGUUUCCAUGUUUUGACAUGGUAUAUUCUANCGGCCAUCGUCAGUCUCGAGCAGUUCUUCAUUUACUCUGGCUACUCGGUUCUACCAUCGCAGAUCCUGUUAGCUGGUAUGGCCAGAAGAACUGACUCUCAUUAUGCUACUGGUGGCAAAGGCAACUAUGGCAACUGGGGUGUGCUCGACUGGACCUUUAGUACUGGUUGUCCCGGUGAUGCCGAUGUAGUAGAUGACGUGCAAGACGAGGUCGAUAAGAGCGGUGUGAGAGAUCGUGCUGCAAACAUGAUCGGGAAUGCAGGAGAGAGACUCAGAAAGGGCAACGAUAGUACACAAAGAAGCUCUUCUCAAGCUCGAAGAAGGAGCAAGAGACAGGCAGCA